This is a messenger RNA of Seriola aureovittata, 1787 nucleotides long. Its product is annotated as golgin subfamily A member 6-like protein 22. NCBI's taxonomy places the organism in Eukaryota, Metazoa, Chordata, Actinopteri, Carangiformes, Carangidae. The transcript has 3 exons. The coding region runs from base 421 to 1647 and encodes 408 amino acids. The record is from RefSeq and is a predicted model, not a curated record.
UUCAUCAGAUAAAAGACCAAAACACUUCAUCAUGUUAUUCAUCAUAAACAUUAUCAAUAUUUUAUACAUAAAAAUCAAUCUAGAAAUAAGUAUUAACUACAGCUGUCAGAUAAAUGUAGAGUAAAAACUACAAUAUUUGCUUCUGAAGAUGAAGUAUGUGAAUUAUUGGUGCUUUGUUUCUGUUGACAGAAAGUCUUAACCCACAUCAUCAUCAUCAGUUAAUGAUCAGAACUUUGUGAUUCUUCUGUGUCAGUGACAUCACAAAGAUGGAACAGUCUAGAACCGUCUCCUCCAAACAGUUUAACUUUCACUCAGUACUUCACCUGACCAUCAGUCAACUCCAGUCACCAGUGAUCAGCUACUGUCAACCUACACAGUCAAACAACAAUACAACCUUCACCAUCUCUUUGUCCAGUCAUCAUGGAAGGGAGAUACAACCUGAGGCCCAGGGCCUCUGGUAGAGUGCAGACUAACAACACUAGGAGGCCCCAGCAUUAUGUGCCACCUGCAGGAGUGCCUCCCAGCUCAGACGUGAACUCCCUCAGACAAGCCCUUCUCUCAGCUGAAGAGUGCAAUAUGAAGCUGGCCUCUGAAAACACUGCACUGAGGCAGCAGUUUGCCAACCUGCAGGGAGAAAAUCAAAAAUUGAUGCACGAGAAUCGCUGCCUGCAGGGGGCGCUGGGUAGGAAGCUGCACAUGGCCAAACAGAGGGUCAAUGAUUUGGAAAAGGCUCUGGAGGUCACAAAGUCAGGCCCAGAUCACAACAAUUGGGAGGAAAGAGUCAGAGAGAAGGAAAGAGAACUCUCUUCACUUCGAGACACCCUCAGUGCACAGAAGGAGGAGACAGAGAAAGUCAGAGAUUCAUGGAUGAAGGACUGUGACAAGAUGAAGGCUGCCUUUGAGGAGGAAUUAAAAAUGGUCAAGUCAACGUGCGACACCCAGCGGAGCAGUGACCUGCAGGAAAUUCAAGCUAAUUGUGAGAGGAAGGUGAACCAGCUGCAAGAGGAGAUGACAGAGAAGGACACUCAGAUCAGCACCAUGAGAAAUGAGAUUAAAACUCUGAACGAGAAGUUCAAGAAGGAGCUAGUGGAAAGGGAGGAGAGCUGGGAAAGGAGGCAGAAGGAAGCGGAGAAACUGUGGGCCCAACAAGAAGAUGCCCUUGUGAAAAAGGCGAGCGAAGCAGAGGAGGAACUGAAGACUGUGAUAGUUAAAAGCAUCAAUCUUCAGGAGCUCGUCCUUAAAAAGAAGAAGAAGAAGGAGAAGAAGCGAGGCCUCUGGAGCAGAGAGAGAGAAACAAGCAGCCGUGUGGAGGAGGAGGCUGCAGGGUGUUCUGCUCAGGCUGGACAGGAAGGAAAAAAGAAGGAGAAGGAGGAGAAGAAGGAGAGCAGGAGAGGCUUCUGGGGCAAGAAGAAAGAAAAAAGCAACGGUGACAAGGAGGCUUCAGUGUGUCUGGCUCAGACCGGACAGGAGCAGAAAGAGAAAGACAAAAUAAAGAGGAGACAAGGCCUCUGGAGCAAAAAGAAGCAAGAAACCAGCUUUGAGGAAGAAAAGGAGGAGGAGGAGGAGGCUGCAGUGUGUCAGGCUGAGGUCGGACAGGACGAGGAGAUAAAGGAGAAGAAACGGAGCUACUGGAGCUGGGCUCGCUAGAAGGAAAGCAGCCACAGUGACAGUAAAGUGGAUGAAGGUGAUGGACGGCAGUGAAGCAUCCAUCCUGCACCCACCCUGACCCCCCACCCUACCCCUACUCCUAUCCUCCUAUCCUGCACCCCCUUUACACCAACCCCCAC